Molecule: messenger RNA, 2778 nt
Organism: Oikopleura dioica
Lineage: Eukaryota; Metazoa; Chordata; Appendicularia; Copelata; Oikopleuridae
Source: the annotation of a GenBank genome assembly
AUGGCGCAUGAGUACAAAUUCUCGCUGUUACUAGCGAGUCAGUACUCUGGCGGCCCUGUCGAGUGGAAUGAAAGCAGUUUGAUAACUGGUACAGGCGCUGUGCUGAAUUAUGUUGAUCUUACAGCCGACUCUUCCCGCGCUACUCGCCCGGCAACGACAGAUAUUGUAUCUGUUUCUAUUUCGCCAUGCAGAAAAUUCAUCGUCGUCCUCGAAGAUGGCAUGCAUCUGUCUAUCUCCUCUGUUGAGUCAGGACGGGUGCUCUGCCGGACAUCGGUUCACUCAAAAUCCGCUGGAACGCCAGUCGCUGUCUCUUGGUCUCCUUGUGGUACUAAAAUAAUGAUGACUCGAGGUGACAUCGCACAGCUCUACUACUGCCCGAUGAAGGAGCCUUCGUACAACCCGAUGCAGCUUCUCAGAACAUUUAUUGGCUCCUAUGGAGCGGUAAGACACAUCUCCUGGUCUGCAAAAUCAGAUGUUGUUGCCCUUGGUUCUGAAGAUACGAAAGUAAGGGUCUAUCCUAUCCCUAAAAUUCACAAGAUGCGAACUUGUACGACUCUUAUCGGCUGCCGAGGAAACAUAAUGGGCACGUGGGUUGGCGGCAAGACAGGCAUGGAUGUUAUGGCAAUCGAUAGAGAAGGAAUGAUUUGCAUGUGGCAGACUGAUUUCGAGCCAGAUGAGCUUGAAUACGACUUUAAAACAACGAGGAAGGUGAUGUUUUCCCCUCAGAGAUGGAAGGAUCAUGCUAGGGUGGCAUUAGAGACGAUUAAAAUAGAAGAUGACGAUGGUGAUCAGGAGGUUGAUGAUGAUGAGAAUGUAAACAAGCCAGAUGAAGUGGGAGAAAAGAAGGAAGACGACGGAGAAGAAUCAUCAGAUGAAGAAGAGCUAGAAAUCAUCAAAUACAGACGGACUUUCAAAGACUAUGUCAAUCAGAAAGGAGAGCGUCACUCCCCAGUUGCAGCAGCAGACUAUCACGCAAAGCUCAACAUACUCGCAGUUGGUCAUGAAAAUGGAACGUUUGCUAUCUGGGAGAUAAAUUGGGCUGUUGAUGCUUCUGAAGAUGGAAGCAUCAUUCAAGUGCAAAAGUUGUCGAUGGAAAAUUUGUCGGCCGACUUGUCAAGGGUAAAAAUUUCACCUAAAGGUGAUUGGCUUGCUCUUGGUGGAGGAGAUCAGCUUAUUGUUUGGGAAUGGGGAACACAGAGUUACGUUUUGCAGAGCCAAAAUCAGGGACACAAUGUCAGUUGCGUUGCGUACUCCCCUUGCGGAUCAAAACUGGCGACAGGUGGAACCGAUGGAACAGUGAAAGUCUGGAGCACCAACAGCGGCUUCUGCCAAGUCACAUUCAAAGAUCAUGAAUCUGAGGUCUCGGGGAUCGCUUGGAUGCGAUCAGGCUUCGCGCUUGCAACUAGCUCCAAAGAUGGCACUGUUCGAGCAUAUGAUCUGAGACGAUACAGGAACUUCAGAACACUCGUGACCCCUACGCCCCAGAGACUCAAGGAUGUCACUGUUGAUCCUGGUGGAGAACUGAUUGCUGCUGCUGGCGGCGGCAACGGAUGUGUCUUUGUUUGGUCGAUCAGAACCGGCCGCUUGUUGAAUGAGUUCUCCAAUCAUGAAUCGGAUGUCGUAUCGGUUAACUUCUCCCCGACUUCUUGCAGGCUGCUUUCUUGCUCUUGGGAUGGAUCCGCCAUGCUAACCGACUUUACGGACCAAGAAAAAAUCCAUCGAGAGGCUUUUGAAUGCCCAUCAGAUAUGUUAGCCGCCAUUUGGCGACCCGAUGGUGAUCAAAUUUGUACCUCAAAUCUCGCUGGAAAGCUCAUGUUCUGGUGCCCGAAAACUUCUGCCAUGCAGUUUGAAAUCGAUGCAUCACGAGACAUGAGAGCUGGGCGCCCUAAGAACUCUAGGGUAUCUGCUGAAACAUUGACGGAUCAAGGAUUUAACCAGCUGUGCUACUCGAGUGAUGGAGAAUACCUCCUUGCUGGAGGAAAGUCCUUCUUGGUUGUUAUGUACAGUGUACGCGCGAGACAUGUAGUUGGGACUUUCAUUCUCUCGCAGAACUUGAAUAUUGAUGGCUUGCAAGAGUUUUUGAGCACGAGGGACACCAUGACUGAGUUCGGCGCUCUUGCUGACAUUGACGAUUCUGAUGAGGUUAAAAUUGCGGGUCAAAAGAAGAAGGAUAGAGCUGUCAGGCGUGUCGAGGGAGCAAUUGCUUGCCAAGGUAUCCAUUUCUCGCCCACUGGAAAUGAAUUCGCUCUCGCGACGGCUGAAGGAAUUUCAAUCUACUCUAAAUCUCGACGAACUUUUGCAUCCCUUCCUCUGAACGAGUCCGCUACUCCGGGAAAUGUGCUCAAGAAUUUGAACACUGGUGAAUAUGGAUCCGCUUUGAAUAUGGCUAUGGUGAUCAACAAAGACAGUUUGAUCAGACAAACAGUCGAAAGUGUACCGAGGAAUACGAUUGAAUUAUUAGUCGGAUCAUUGCCGGAUAAUAUUAGUUUGCCACUUUUGUCUUGGAUUGCAAACGAAUUGGAAACGACGAAGCACGCGCAGAUUUAUCUUGCCUGGUGUGCUUCGCUCUUGAAGCACUUUGCAAGGAAUCCUUAUUUGAAACGAAAGGGUGUUGCCGCUGCAAGACUGGCCGCGCGAGCAGUCCGACAACACCGAGAGAAGAUCUUGAUGAACUCAUACUCUAACUGUGCGACAAUCAAUUAUUUGAUGGAGCAAAAGCGAUUGGUGCAAAAUGCUCCUUCCGAAAUCGUUGCGGACGAGGAUGUCAUGAGCGAAUGA